Messenger RNA from Anolis carolinensis (green anole), 4737 nucleotides. Its product is annotated as cytosolic phospholipase A2 epsilon. Gene Ontology annotation, biological process: glycerophospholipid catabolic process. The transcript is spliced from 19 exons. Lineage: Eukaryota; Metazoa; Chordata; Lepidosauria; Squamata; Anolidae. Gene Ontology annotation, cellular component: cytosol. Bases 1911 to 4304 code for a protein of 797 amino acids. The record is from RefSeq and is a predicted model, not a curated record. Gene Ontology annotation, molecular function: calcium-dependent phospholipid binding; calcium ion binding.
CCUUUAGGUUCUCUUGUGAUAAACUACCAGUGAACUCUUGCCUUUCACCACUCAGAGAAGGAGGUGGUCCUUAGGUAGUUCAUUUCCAAGCAUAAUACAUAUCUCCUGUCUGUUUCCCUCAUUUGUCUCCUCUCCUUUUUGCUGCUUUUGCGGUGAGCUAUGCACAGCCCUUAAGCUUCCCACCUACAUAGAAAGAGCAAUGUGUUCUCCCUUGUAAGAUUUCUGACUGUGGAAGGAGAUUUCAGGGUCCAGGAGCAGCUUAGAAGGAAGAAAAAUGUCCUUCUUCUUUUUAAAAAGUGAGUGCUUUCUGCGAGAGUCUGACUCUCGCUCCUGAAGGCAGGAGUCAGAAGGCUGGGGAAGUAGUGCAUUAUGGAUGGGAAGGCUGAGGGGUGUGUUUGUUGCAACUUUCAAGCAGCAAGAAGGAAAAGAAGCAGAUGUGGGGAGGAGACAAAGGGUGUACAUCAACCCUGGGGACCAACUACCUAUAAACCAUCCCUUUCACUGAGUGGUGAAAUAAAGUGGAUAGAAUUUACUGAUAGCGCAUCAGUUAAUGUGGUAUCAUAGCACUAUAAUAUACACACUCAUGUAAAAGUCAACCUCAUAUAUAAGCCAGGGGCAAGUUUGGAGACCUAAAUUAUAGAUUUUGGUAUGAACCAAGGAUGCUGAGAAACGAACUGACCCCCUCUACUCUCAUUACCUUGGAUGAGGAACACAAAAGAGCCAUACCUGUCCACAUAGGCAUUAAAACUAAUUUAAAAAUCAAUUAAAACCACUGGAAGCUCAGCCAAGAAGUUAGCCUUUCUUCCCUUGGGGGGGGGGGGGGAUUCAAAGAUGACAUGUUGCUUUUGUCCCAUAUUCACCAACGAAAUUUCUUAGGGUGUUCAGCGACACAACAGGCGCUCUGCUGACAAUCUAAAAUUGUAGGCAAGUUCAUGUAGGAGGAGGGUUUUUCCCCCCAGGUAUUUACUCUCAGGUUUGCGAAGAAGGACAACCAUGCUAGACAAGCUGGAAGUGUGCCUCCUUGUCUUUGAACCCACUCUCCUCUGUGUCCCCUUAGCUAACACUAAUCCUGAGGUACCUGUGAAGUUUAUUUUGGGUUGCCCUGGUUGGGGCUUGCAGUAGAGAUAUUGGAAGGGGACAUGAGUUUCAACCAAAUGUCUGGUUUGAGAGUAAAGGGCACACCCCUCUGGUUUGCUGGUAAAACUGAAUUACUAUGGUGCAAAACAAUGCAUACCUAAAUAGUGUUUCACUAACAUUAAAUGUUUGGAAAGCUCUGCCCUAGAGGGAAAUAUUAGAAAGAAUGGACUGAAAUUCCACAAAAGCCGAUUUCAACUAAAAAAUUUUAGUUGCAGAGCUGUUAAACUGCAAAUGUGGUGAUGGCAUCUCCUUAACUGGGAAUAGGUUGCAGCAUCUAUAGGACAGUUGAUCUCAAGGUCAGGGGUUCAAAUCAGCAUGAAAUUCCCUGUUGUAUAGCUGAAGGAACUCUUCACUCCUGUUAGGAAGCUAAAUACUUUAUUGCAGUGAAGUGGUCUCAGAAACAAAAACAACACAGAGACACAAAGCUGUUCAUUCCAACCAGAAGGCUUUUCUUUCUAAAGUUACAACAAUAGUACAAAUACUAACACAGUAUGUCCAAACCCUCUCUCUCCUAUCUUCACCCACCAACCUCAAACUCUCAUCAAAUCAACACAGGGCUACUACAAACUUAUAGACAACCUAUAGUUUAUGACAUUUUACACUAAAAAUUUCCUGGUGAUUAAUGGCUUUUUAACAUACUUUUUAUUCAAUGUUAUGGCCUUUCACUUUUUAUUGCUUCUCCCUUCCAACCAUUUCAGCAUUCCACUUAAGAUGUACAUUGUAAUUUAAGCUCUGUUUUCACUGCUUUCAUUUGCUUUUGCAUGCUAUGAUUUAUGCAGGAAGAAACAUCACCAUGUUAUUUCCUGAGUGUAAGAGUGAUUAGAGCAAGGAAUCUCAGAAAAGGAGAUAUCUUGACCCCUACAGAUGCGUAUCUGAUGUUGUGGAUGCCAACAGCUUCUUCUGCUCAGUUCCGAACAAAGACUGUUCAAAAUUGCAAGGACCCAGUCUGGAAUGAAACCUUUCAUUUCAUGGUCCAAAGCAGAGCAAAGAAUGUGCUGGAGUUGGGUGUCUAUGAUGAAGAUGUCUGCUUUGAUGACCAUCUCUUCACUGUGUGCUUUGAUAUAGCUGGGCUUCAAUUAAAUGAAAAAGUUCUUAUGUGCUUUAUCUCUAAUCUAAAGAAACAUGAGCAGCUGGAAAUCGAGUUUGAGCUGAGCAAUAGGUUAAGUUUUCUGGAAACAAUAAUUACAAAUGGAGUUCUUUUGUCUCGCCAACUCUGCCAAUUGGAAUGUGAGGUGGAGAGAAAAAAGAAGCAGAAGUCAGAAGAAACACUAACUCUUAUGGUGAAAGGAUCCCAUGAAGAAAAUCAAGAAUUUAAUGUUUCCUCUAGCUUCUGCCUGAGGCCCAGACACCAAUCCUCAUUCCACUAUAUCAAGUAUAAACAUCAAAUCUUGGAAGUUAAACUACUGAAGAAGGAUCUAGAAUAUGCCUUUGGUCCGUGUUCUUAUAACACAGAAGAAAACAUUCUAAAAGUGGAAAUCAAUUCAAUUCCUACAAGCAAGAAAAUAGUACUAGCAGAGAGUAAAAAUUAUGUUCUACAUGUGAAGGCAGAAGACUGUCAACUUGGCCUCGAUGUACGUUUGGGUUAUGAUCUGUGCCCUCAAGAGCAAAGCUUCUUGUGUAAAAGGAAGAGAAUUGUUGCUGGUGCUUUGAAAAAAGUUCUUAAACUAGAAAAGGACUUGCAAGAUCAUGAGGUUCCAGUUGUGGCAAUCAUGACAACAGGUGGCAGCACACGAUCACUGACAGCUUUGUAUGGAAGCCUACGAGGACUUCAGAAAUUAAAUCUCUUAGACUGUGCAACUUACAUGACUGGUUUGUCAGGAACAACGUGGACUAUGGGCAAUUUGUACAAAGAUGCCUAUUGGUCAAAAAAGGAUCUGUCUGAACAAAUAAAUGAGGCUAAAAGACAUGUGACUAAAAGCAAAAGGGAUAACUUUUCCAUAGAGCGUCUGAAAUAUUACAACAGGCAGCUGCAUCAAAGGAAAGAAGAGGGACAAAGGACAUCUUGUAUAGAUCUUUGGGGGCUGGUGAUUGAAUAUUUGUUGAACGAUGGGAAAGAUAACCAUAAACUCUCAGAUGAACAACAUGCUGUGAAUGAAGGUCAAAAUCCUUUACCAAUCUACACUGCGAUCAAUGUGAAAGAGAAGUACAGCACUAUGGAUUUCAAAGAAUGGAUGGAAUUCACACCCUAUGAGGUGGGGAUCCUAAAAUAUGGAGCUUAUGUGAAGGCUGAAGAUUUUGGAAGCGAGUUCUUUAUGGGACGUUUAAUAAAGAGACUACCAGAGACUCGGCUCUGUUAUAUGCAAGGCAUGUGGAGUAGUAUAUUUUCUGUAAAUCUACUAUACUUCUGGAGUCUAGUUCACAGUUCAGAGGAGUUUUGGCACAAGUGGACACAUGACCAAAUAACUGAUAUUGAUGAAGAGCCGCAACUACCUUCCAGACUGCAUGAGCAAAAGACACAACUGUGUACACCUGCGGGACCCUUUUCCUGUGCUUUUAGAGAUGUGCUUACUAAUCGCCUCUCCAUUGCCCAGUACCAUAAUUUUCUGAAGGGUCUUCAAUUGGAUAAUAGCUACUUGCAGAAUGACAACUUCUGCAGAUGGAAAGGAACUGUACUAGACACUCGUUCACCCAAUCAACUGACUCAAACAGAUAAAUACUUGUCUCUAGAAGAUACAGGUUUCUUCAUCAAUACUAGCUCUGCACCUCUGAUGAGAAAAGAGAGAAAGGUGGAUGUAAUUCUCCAUUUAAAUUACAGUGCAGGAUCACAAUCAUUGCCUUUGAAGCAAUCAUGCAAAUACUAUGCAGAACAAGGAAUCCCAUUCCCCAAAACUGUGCUGAAUGAUGAUGACAAACAUCUGAAAGAGUGCUAUUUAUUUGAAGAGGAAGACAGUCUGGAUGCACCUAUAUUGCUAUUUUUUCCACAAGUGAAUGAUACUUUUCGCUAUUAUAUAGCACCUGGUGUGAAGCGCUCCGAGUCAGAAAUGAAAUAUGGCGAUAUUGAUGUUUCCAGCAAAUAUGGCCCCUAUUCUACAUAUUCAAUGACUUAUAGUAAAGAAGAGUAUGAUCAGCUGGUAGACCUGAGUGAAUACAAUAUUUUGAAUAAUCAAUAUCUGAUUCGACAGGCCUUGCAAAGAGCAGUAGAACGGAAAAAAUUACUUAAGAAAUAAUUACCUUACUCAGUGCCUUUGUUUAUAGAAUGACAUGCUGAAAUGUGGACUCUUGCUCUCCAUGUGUUCAUAAAUUUAACUGAACUCUCCUUUGAAUCCAUUGAUUGAUGUUGCCAAAUGGAAAAAGCAGACUAUGAUAUUUGGAAGCAACAUUCAGUGAUUAUUCAUGAACUCUUGCAGCAAAGCCCUGUAAAUGUUUAUCGGGAAUUUGUUUCACUGUGUUCAGUCAGGUCAACGUUUAGGAAACUUGUAAUAGAACUGGAUUCUUACUCUCAUAUAUGUAAUUUUAGCAAAUGAGGAUCAAAUGAUCAACAUUUAAAAGCAAAGCAUCAGACAUAUACAAUGACAUAAAUCCAAUUGUUGUUGAUAAUCACCUGCACAGAUAGAUACAAUAUAAACUUUUUGCAAUUUAGGAUUAACAACCACAAAUCUU